Molecule: messenger RNA, 360 nt
Organism: Lotus japonicus
Lineage: Eukaryota; Viridiplantae; Streptophyta; Magnoliopsida; Fabales; Fabaceae
Exons: 2
Coding region: 1-360 (119 amino acids)
Source: RefSeq, a predicted model, not a curated record
AUGAGGUGCUCUUCCUUUGCAAUGUUGGUGUUGCUUGCUUCAGUCAUUUUAGCUAUUGGGAACUUUCCGAGCUUCUCAUCAGCUACUUUUCUCUGCAAAGGCAACCUCCUUGCCAUCAUGAAUGAAUGUCAAUAUUUUGUUAAGUUUGAUGGGCCUAUCAUUCCUCCAUCAAAGUCAUGUUGUGAUGUCUUGAACAAUGCUGAUAUCACCUGUUGGUGCAAAUAUAUUCCACCGUUUCAACACUUUUACAGCGUGGAAAGAUUCAUCGGUGCCGUCGAGACUUGUGGAGGCAAAGUUGCUGCUGGAACCAAGUGUGGAAGUUAUAUUGUUCCUGGUAUAUCUCCAUCCCCUUCUCCUUAG